UCAUUUGUUAUAAUCUAAAAAUUUAUACAUAUCAUACAAAAAUUAUGUGACAAUAUUUGAUUGAUAAACAAUUUCGCCUUAUUUUUUUUUACGAAUUUUUACUUCCCACGCCCCUGAUCCACCGAUACCCAGUUCAAAAGAUCACGGAAAUAGUUAGAGAAUAUAGCCAAGCCAACGAUGGAGAACACGGAACUGGAACCCAAUGACAUGGAUGAAGAAUUCAAUAGUUUUUGGGAUAAAGUCAGUUGUUAUGUGGUCACACAAUUUCCGUACAGGGAAAGAUGUGAUUUUGUACAGAAUGCCACAGAUUGCAUAGCCGGAACACAUUUUGUGCCCUAUAUGAGAAUUUUGGCAUGUGAUUUCAAAUGUGUGAAUCAAUUUCAAGAAUUGGUUUUCAUCACACUCUUUGUGCUGCUUUGUUUCCUAUUGCUAUUGUGUCUGGGUCAUGUUGUCGAUAUGUACUAUGGUCCAGCUCUCAAGGUAGUCUCGCGAAUGAUGCAUAUGAAUGAGCAUUUAGCUGGUGUAACGCUCUUGGCCUUUGGCAAUACUUCACCCGAUUUAUUUGCCAAUUUAUCAAAUUUCGAUGGCGAUAAUCCGGUAUUUGCAAAUAGCUUGUCGACUGCAUUAUUUGUCUCAAUGUUUACGGGUGGUUUGGUCUGCUAUAUAAGUCCCUUUAAGAUGAAUGCUCAUGGUACAAUAAGAGAUGUAUUAUUCUUUAUAUUGGGUGUAUCCUUGCUCGAAUAUGUCUUGUAUAGCGAUGAUCAAGUGACGAUAAGUGAAUGCUAUAUUAUGGUGAUGGUUUAUAUAUUCUAUUUGGUGGUAAAUAUUCUUGAUGUCUAUCUAAUGCGUAUUUCUAUGAAACACAUGCUGAAAGAGAUAGAAAGUCUUCGCGAUCAAAGACAGACACCAGAGGUGAGACACAGACUUGAGUAUCUGGAAAAUAAAUACGAUGAAUUGGCCGAGGAUGAAAAAGUUGAGAUUCUAGAGCGGACAUCGGGCGUUAAUCUUUUAUCCGUUCGUUCGAACUCAGUUAGCAGUAAUCACAAUAAAUUCGCCUUUACCACAAAAGUUAAAACAAAUCGUCAAAGUGUCGAUAUAAAUGCGAAACGGAAUGUUUUUUACAAUUUAACUCACAACAAGAAUCGGCAUUUGUUUCGCGAAUUCUUCCAAUCGUUAACCCCCAUCGAUUGUGUGGAAUGGGGCGAGUCCAGUAUGUUCAUACGUGCCUAUUUGUUGGCCAAGGUUCCGGUUGUCUUACUUUGUGCCCUCUAUAUACCCCUAGUCGACUUUGAAUUGGAUAAAAAUGGUUGGAGUAAAUUAUUGAAUGUAUGUCAUAUAUUUAUUAAUCCAUUCCUAACUGUUGUGGUAUUCAAGGCUUUGCUAUUGCGUGCGGAUAAGAAACAACUUUGGUAUACGGCCAUAAAAGAUGAAUAUAUGUAUGGAGUCUAUACAUUUGUAGUCACCAUACCAGCUGCUUUAUUCGUACUAUGUCAUGCCCGAACCGAUGUGCCGCCAGGCUAUCAUUGGUUAUAUACCAUAAUGAAUUUAACUGGUUCCAUGUUUCUAAUAUUCGUUUGUGCAUCAGAAAUUGAUUUGCUAUUGGAAGUGAUUGGUAAUAUAUUGGGUAUUGAUAAUGACUUUAUGGGCGUUACGGUUAAUUCGGUAACCGGGGCUUUAGGCGAUUUGGUAGCCAAUUCGGCCAUGGCCACACAAGGCUAUGAAAAGAUGGCAUAUGCAGCUGCCAUUGGCGGUCCCUUUUUCACUGUUUUGAUGGCCACUGGUGCUGUGUUGUAUGUUAAAAUACUAAAUGGUCAAGUACCCACCCAAGAGGAUCAAACCGGGGAAUAUGGUUUAAAUGCCUAUAUAUUUCUCAAUCUUGGCCUAUUCGCCACACUUUUGUGGACCUCGACUUUGAAUUUCUAUGCACGUCGUUCGAUUGGCAUAUUCUCGAUGGGCAUUUAUGCUCUGUAUAUAUUUUUUGCCAUACUCAUAUGGCAGGGUAUUGUGCAUUCUUAUGCCAAGGAUGCUAGCUUAAAAGAUGCCUUUGCAUCGGAUUAAAUCCUUAAACGUUAGUGAAGCAAAAUUUCUGUUAUAAAUGUUAGUUUAUCAAAAUUUUAAAUUUGUA
This is a messenger RNA of Drosophila willistoni, 2125 nucleotides long. Its product is annotated as mitochondrial sodium/calcium exchanger protein. Gene Ontology annotation, molecular function: calcium:sodium antiporter activity. Gene Ontology annotation, biological process: monoatomic cation transport; transmembrane transport; intracellular calcium ion homeostasis. The coding region runs from base 178 to 2058 and encodes 626 amino acids. NCBI's taxonomy places the organism in Eukaryota, Metazoa, Arthropoda, Insecta, Diptera, Drosophilidae. The record is from RefSeq and is a predicted model, not a curated record. The transcript has 7 exons. Gene Ontology annotation, cellular component: membrane.